This is a messenger RNA of Stylophora pistillata, 2942 nucleotides long. Its product is annotated as cathepsin S. The record is from RefSeq and is a predicted model, not a curated record. NCBI's taxonomy places the organism in Eukaryota, Metazoa, Cnidaria, Anthozoa, Scleractinia, Pocilloporidae. Gene Ontology annotation, biological process: proteolysis. Gene Ontology annotation, molecular function: cysteine-type peptidase activity.
UGUGUUUUGACAAAUGAGUUUCCUGCUUUUGGAAAGUAGUUAAUAUUUUAUUUCAAGUAGUCUUUGGCACUGGUUACUUCUUCGCGAGCGACAUGUUCGCUUUUUACGUUGGUUGAAUUUACGAGGAAAUGAUCGUUGAUUUGCUUUUAAACGAAGUGAUGGAAUGAGAGAUGAUUGACUGUUGCCAGCAGUUGGCAGAGAGGAAGGAGUAUUACAAGCGUCGUCGAGUAAAGUAAACGACUGUGCUCUCGUCAGGCAAAACUGAGAAGCGCGCAAGGCCUUGUUACUGAGAGAUUUCAGAGAAGGAUUGUCGUCUUGAACUUACCAAUGACUGAAGGUAGAUUGCUUGAAUUGUAUCGGGCGAAGAACAAUUUAUCGCUAAAUUAGCAGACAGGUGUAUGCACAGACUGAAAUAAAACAUUUCCACAUGUUGCGUUCUUGAAAGCAAAAACAUGAAAAACGCAAAAGAAAGUAUCAUCACAGCGAUGGGGAAACGCAUAUUCAUUGCUGUGUCGGUUUUAAUGGUUGUAGCCGGACUUAUAGGUGUGCUCUUGGAAGUACACAAGAUGUCACAGGACACCAAUCUUACUCUCGUCAAGCACGACAUCGUCGGCGACUAUGAUGAGCUCUACGACGAGUAUUUUCCUCGUAGCUAUCAUGCCACAGGACUGCUCACUCUUCCCUUCGAUGAUAUCGUUGAGCCUUUUGAGGCGUGGUUUGCGGGGGACAGGAAUAUGAGUAGAAUUGACUAUUAUUAUGGUAUGGACAAAACAAUCCAACGCGGAGACCUUGGUAAGCACGGCAUCUUGUUUAAAAUCGUACCCAUGCACUCCGAGAUGAAACCUUCCAAUAAGGACUUGAUGAGCUGCUGGUACAAACCACUCCCAAAAUGGCUUCCGCGUGCAGGACAGAGUGUCAUACCAACAAAUCUGUCAGAGUUUAAGUUUGUUUCCGAGGAAACGCAUCGAGGACUGCCAUGUCUUAAGUACGAGAGAAAAUACAAACGUUAUAAUAAAAGCAAUAUAUACAGAUUUUACAUAACCAAAAACACGCCUCACAGACCUUUGCGAUACGAGAUGGUGGGCUAUGACGACAUGCUGACGUCACAUUACGAUCACUACGUGUUGGAUUACAUAUCAUUUGAGCCUUGGAGCUUUAACAGGUCCUUGUUUAGUUUGCCGAAAAACUCGAGCUGCGACAAGAAAGCAAAGAAAUUACGUUCACACUACUUAGCAAAUCCUAUGGCGGAAUACAUGCACUUCAAGCAUCAUAAAGAUAGCGAGCUAGACAAGACUUACGAUGACUACAAGGUAACACAUGGCAAGCAUUACACAACUGUGCCAGAACAUGAGCGACGAAAACAUAUCUUCAAGCAUAAUCUCAGAUACAUUCGCUCGAAGAAUCGUGAGAACCUGAAGUACAAAUUAGCUCCAAAUCACAUGGCUGACAUGACAGAAGAGGAAGUGAAUUUGCAUAAAGGAUUACUUCACGUAAAGAAACCUAAGAAAUCCAAGUCAAAUACGCUCGCGUUUAACGAGUCCAUUGUACUUACAAACCUCGUUCCCGAUCAACUGGACUGGAGAGAUUAUGGUGCUGUGACUCGUGUUCACAGUCAAGGUUUGUGUGGAUCAUGCUGGACAUUCUCUGCUCUUGGAGCGGUGGAAGGAGCUCAUUUUCUGAAGACAGGAGAACUCCUCGAACUCUCAAACCAACAAUUGAUUGACUGCUCGUGGCCUGCAGGGAAUCACGGGUGUCGUGGAGGAUUCCAGGACAGGACUCUAAGAUGGGUGAAAAGCAAUGGAGUGGCUUCCAGGCGAGAUUAUGGUCCAUACCUAGCACAGGAAGGUUACUGUCAUUGCGGCAAGUCAGAUAACUGCUCCUUCACUCACAUCAGUGGGUUUUCUAAAGUAAAGAAAAACAAUUCUGACGCACUGAAGGUCGCCUUGGUCACUCACGGUCCCAUUGUGUCCUCGAUAAACUCGGACCAAAAGACAUUUAGGUUUUACAGCCAUGGAAUUUACGAUGAUCCAAAAUGUGGAAAAAAGACGAAUCAUGCUGUAUUGACAGUGGGUUAUAGUGUCGACAAUAACGUUCCGUACUGGAUCAUUAAAAACUCUUGGGGACACCUGUGGGGAGAUGAUGGUUACCUUAACAUAGCCAUGAAUCAUGACAGAUGCGGACUGACGAAUGGACCUUUACUGGCUAUCAAAAAAGAUCCAUCCAUCGCCGAGUUUCCGCUGAAAACACUAAAUAAGGUUCCUAGACAGAGCAUAACGUUUUAUUCCGAGGAGGAAUUGAGCAUUAUUCCAUUCUAGGCAACACGGAAAGUCUUCGGUACAUCAAUGUGCGUGAGCUUAGAACAAAAGGACUUUCCACCCACCACCAACGAGCAUAUACAAGGAAUAAACGAAGCCUGACAUAAUCAAGUUUGGCCUGGCGAGAGUGGAAGGAUCUAAGCGGGAGAAUGUGGUUUCCCUCCGGUAAAGUAGUGGAUGCCCCUUCCCGCCUGUUGGGCACUAGUGAUGACAACUUCUUGAUAACGUCAUACUUUCCGGGUGGUUAAGCCGGCCGAGUCAGUACCUUUCGACGGCUCAGCAGAGAAAUCCGUUGCUAUGUAGGAAAAGUUAAGGAGAAAUAAAUGCUAACGGUAUAACUUUUCUAAAAAGGGAAUGAUAGGCUGUCAUACGAAGCAGGACAACAGACUGAUCACAAAAUUAUUUUGUGCGGGUUGCCCGUUGCAUAGAUGAAAAUUAAAAUGGCUUUUGAGGCCAGCCUGGGCGGUCUAGACAUACUGUCAGUUAAAGGGCUUUAACACUCGAGGUGGGGUAACUUAGGUGGGGUAAGUUUUUCCUUAGGUAGUACAACAGUUUUUCUAAUUUUCACAAAGCAAUGUUUCUGUAAUUUAUUAAGUGUGGUUGACAAAGAAACAGUUAACCUCUUUA